AUGAGUAUUACACGGUUAACAAAAUCUCAAGGUGUUCAACAAGCAACAUCAGUGACAAACGAUUCAGACGAUGAGAUCGUUGUACCGGUCAACGCAGAUACUAUUCAUUUGACUAUGUUGUGUAACAUUUGUCACAAGAUUCUCAAAGAUGCUGUUAUUUCAACGUGCGGACACACAUUUUGCCGUCGAUGUAUUUUAUCAAAACUCACAACGCAUUGUCCAAUCGAUAAUCAAUUACUUCAUGCUGUCGUCAACAAUAUUAUUAUUAACGAACAAAUAGCUGAUAUUCUAAUAUGGUGUAAAUAUAGUUGUAAAAAGUUGUCAUCAUCAAUCGAUAAUAAAUAUAUUCAUGAUGAUGAAAAUGGUUGUCAAAUGAAAAUUCAAAUUGGAAAACGAGCAAAACAUGAAGACGUUUGUGAAUACGUGUUUGUUACCUGUCCUAAUGGAUGUUCGCAAAUUCGGAAGAAAGAUCUCGAAGAACAUAUCUCACAUUGUCAUUAUACUGAACCAUGUCCAAAUUUUAUCUUUGGUUGUCAAUAUCAAUCAGAUCGACAUAAUAUAUCAUUUCAUGCACAAACUUGCACAUAUUAUACAAAUCAAAUAUGUAAUGAACAAUUAGAAGAUGAAAUUCAAUUAUUAAAACAUGAUUUACAUGAAAAAACUCAACAAAUUGAAUUUUUGACAACAGCAGUUAGUCAAUUAUCAGAAAAAAUACGAGAAUCAGAUAAAGAAAUUGAUGAACUAAAAGAAAGUCAAAAUCAACUUAAAAUUACCAAUGAUUUAAUAUUUCAAGAACUACAAACUUUACAAAAACGAAACAAUUUAUACAUGAUGAAUGAUCUACAAUUGGCGGAUGAGAGUGAAAAUUUUGAGCAAAGUUAUGUGGCUUUACGUUGUAAUGGAACAUUUGCCGGACAUACGGAUACAGUGUGGAGUUUAUUUGCAUGUGAAAAUACACUCAUCAGUGGAUCAAGUGAUAAAACAAUCAAAAUAUGGAAUUUACAUGAGACACCUUAUUCGAAUCUUGUUACAUUACAUGGACAUACUGAUGGUAUUUUAUCUCUAACUGUAAAAGAAAACACGUUGUUUAGUGGCGGAAUGGACAAAUCGAUUUGUGUUUGGAACAUAGACAGUUAUGAAAAGACGGCAUCAUUUAAUGCUCAUACAGCACCUGUAUGCUCUCUGGCUUAUUUCAACAAUUAUCUGUUUAGUUCAUCGAAUAAAUCUGUAAAAAUAUGGGAUAUGAAUACAUUAACAAAUGUGAAUGAGAUAAAAACAAAUGAUGGUUGGAUGAGAGUGUUAUUACAAUCAGAAAACAAAGUUUAUGCUGGUUGUCGACGAGUUGUUAAUGUAUUUGAUGCAAUUAAUCAUCGAACAGUAGUGAAAUUUGAAUUACCAACAAACGAAUCAAUUUAUAGUUUAGCCUAUAAUUCAUCAAGAUUAUUUGCUGGAACACUUUCAGGAACAAUCUAUACUUGGGAUAUACGAAUGAAUCAAUGUUUAGAACCUCUUUAUGCACAUGAAUCAACUGUACAUGGGAUACUCUAUCAUUCUAUGAAUAAUAAAAUGACAUUAAUUAGUGUAUCGAGUGAUCGAACAUUAAAGAUCUGGGAUAGUGAAACAUUUGAAUUAUUACAAUGUAUUUGUCGACAUGAAGCAGAAGUAACAGCAUUACAUGCAAAUGAAAGACAUGUAUUUUCUGGAUCGGCUGACACAAAAAUAAAGGUUUGGGAUUGUAUUGAAUCAACGCUAACAGUCUAA
This is a messenger RNA of Didymodactylos carnosus, 1761 nucleotides long. NCBI's taxonomy places the organism in Eukaryota, Metazoa, Rotifera, Eurotatoria, Philodinida, Philodinidae. The record is from the annotation of a GenBank genome assembly.